This is a messenger RNA of Solea senegalensis (Senegalese sole), 2768 nucleotides long. Its product is annotated as WW domain binding protein 1-like. The transcript is spliced from 6 exons. The record is from RefSeq and is a predicted model, not a curated record. Bases 450 to 1940 code for a protein of 496 amino acids. NCBI's taxonomy places the organism in Eukaryota, Metazoa, Chordata, Actinopteri, Pleuronectiformes, Soleidae.
AGAAGAAGAAGAAGAAGAAGGAGAAGAAGAAGAAGAAGAAGGAGAAGCAUGACAUCAUGCUCAGCUCUGAGCGUCUCUGCAAAAAACAGCGGCUGAAACAUCUCCGUUCGUCCCACGACUGCAAAGCGCGGUCGACGGCAGGGCGACGCGUCUGCGCUGUGUGAAAACAGCGUCCCUGUCUGUGCUACGCUUUCGAUCCGGGAGACUGGAGCUCUGACUGGAGCCCGGUGUGCGCGAGCGGAGGCAAGGAGGGGCAUCCGUCUGUCCGUCCGUCCGUCUGUCUGUCAGUCAGUCAGUCUGUCCACACGUCCAUCCGACAGACCGGGGGGAAUGGCGGAUGGCGAGGCUGGCGCGACUGUGGAGUGCAGAGGGACAGUGGUGAUGGAGGUUUAGCAGAAUAACAUCCGCAGUCUUAUUUCCGUGCAUAGCUUGGUUUUUCAUCAUUGACCAUGGAUCCUGAGAAUAAGCUGACAUUCUGCCUCGGGCUGAAGGCGGAGGAGAUGACCAUGUCCCUGCAGGGGCUGCACGGCACCGAAACAGCUACGACUGCUGUUUCUCAGAAGGAGGCAGACACUCGCACAGUUAAUAAGGUGGUGAAGCAGCACCCGGGGUCUGGUAGCCAGCCUGUAGUCAGCCCCAAGUACUGUCCCGGUGUGAACAAUAACCCAGGUUACCUGUGUGAAACCGGACACUGCUGUGGAGAGACGGGCUGCUGUACCUACUAUUAUGAACUCUGGUGGUUUUGGCUCUUGUGGACGGCGCUGAUCCUCUUCAGUUGUUUCUGCGCUUACCGCCACCGCAGAGCCAAGCUGAGGAUCCAGCAGCAGCAGAGACAGAGGGAGAUCAACCUGAUCGCCUACAACGGAGCCUGCAACUACCCGUCCUCAAUGCUCGACCUCAGUUUUCUGGCUUCCUUCAAGUUGCCGUCCUACGAGGAGGUGGCUGCGCAGCCCUGCACCCCUCCUCCGCCUUACAGCUCUGUCUUUGCUCUGCAGGCUGGUACCAUGGGGGGGCCUAGCUCCUCUUUCCCCCACUAUCACCAUCACCGUAACCCCUGCCCCCCCUAUCCGGACCCCGGCCCCAGUGGCAUGACUUCUUCCCAGAGCUCUGACAACUACACCAGCUGCUCCUGCGAGUCGUGCUCCCUCACCUCCCCCUCAAGCACCUCCUUCUCCGUGCAGGUGACCGACGAGACUUACGACAGCAGCCACAUCUCCACACCCAGUGAGGUAGGAGGCGACUGUGCCAUUAUUCCAAGACUAGGGGCCACUUACACACCAACACCCUCCCCCCCACUUCCAUCACAACCUGAUGUCAUACCUGCAGCCAGACCAGAUUUCCUCCCCGUGCAGACACGUCCCUCUAAUGGCAGUGAAGGAAUCUCACCUCCAGCUUCAUCCCUUUCUCUUCCAUUACACUCUCAUUGUUCACCUUCUUGCCUGCCGCUUUCUCCCCUCAUCCUCUUAUCUUCCCUCCCGUCUGGUCAAGUCCAUCCUCUUGUCCUCUCAGACCCGCUUGGACCCACCGCAGUCCAGAGCGAGAAAGGAGAUGCGGCCUCACCUCACGGUCCGACACCCAGGGCCACGCUGCUGCCCCCUAAGCAUGUUCUCCUCUCCUCAAAUAUGGCUGUGUUCACGCGUUGCAACAGCAAAGAAGAGCAGAAGCAAGAGAAAGAAGAGGAGGAGGAGGAGGAGGAAGACGAAGAUGACGAGGAGGAUCAUUUCCGGCACCGGCGACUCACAGGUGACUCAGGCAUUGAGGUGUGUCGCUGUCAUGUGAAGAGAGAGGAUCUGGAAGAAGAGGAACUGCAGAAGGGGCAUUUGGGGAGAGGAGAGAAAGAGGCCGUGAAGGGGGAGGAGAUGGAGGACGUGCUACACGACAGCAUGGACUGUUCCCGUCGAGUGAAGGCCAGCGGGCAGCUGCCUCUGCUGGACGACUGAGCUGAGCAGCGUGGCAGCAUCUCCUCAUCCUCUGGUGCAAAGCCAUUGUCACUGUGGAGGCCUCGUACACUGACGGCCAAUGAGAAGUAUUAAAACAAGAGGGGGGGGGGGCUACUGUAGAAAGGUUACAAAUCAAAAGACAGGAUGAAUGGAGCCUCUUGUUUUCUUUGGGUUCUGUUUCAGAACUUAGAGAGGAAGGUUUUGUUUAUUUUAGUUGGCUGAGUUGUUUAGAGGUUCGGGAGAAAGUCUCUUCUCUUUCUCUUUCUCCAUCAUUUUCCUGCAUGUUAAUCAAAACAAAUCUUUUACACGUAGCUUAGUGUCAGUGUACCACCAGCCCUCCACCGUUGACUUUGUAUCUCUCUGCUUGCUAAAUAUUAGCUUUUUUUUCCCCAGAGAAAUUCCUCAAAGUUGGUGGUUGUCAACGGUUGAUAUAUCAGAAACGGAAUGAAAGUAGGAUAAUGACAAAUGGAAUCUACCUUAUAGACUUAAAAGCUACUUUUCUAGUUGCUUUCUAUAUUUAUAUAUAUAUAUAUAUAUAUAUAUAUAUAAAUACAGAUUGUUUCACAGUUAGUGCCGAUUGAAUUUCAACAAUCUGAGAAGCUGAUAAGUCAAUCUUUGGUUGAACAACAUAUGCAAAGUAAGAUAUUCUUUCACUUUGAGGUGUUUGGAACCACAACUGUGUAUAUAUAUAGUGUAGCAACAGCAGGAUAACGGUGUACUCAGCAUUAUUUCCGUCAUCCCACACUGUUUGAUCAGCACUUGUUAUCACAAAAUACACUGAUUAUCACCAAUAGAUAUUUUCUUUUAUUUUGAAAGGAGCAGCUUCAA